CACGGCCUACCCCAGGUCCUGCCCCACAACAGAAUCCAGUCGUUCGAGUAUGUUAUAGCGCAUGACAGGUGAACAGGUACCGCUGCGGGGUCCGCGGACGCCUCGUACGAGCGAGCGACUGGUCGGAUGGAGCUAGCGACGUCUACUACGUACCAAAGAUACCAUGCCCAGCCGGCUCAUAAUGUACAAAAUAUCGGACCGGAGCACUGAAAAUUCGGACCGACCCCAUCACCUACUAGUAUACUUACCAAAACUCCAUGUACAUCUGCAUCAACACCCACAAUUCCUUCCUUGAAGCUUCCUUUCAACUCCUGGGAACCCCUCAAUAACAGCAUAAUGUCGCAAAUCCCCGUUCCCGCUGGUCUUCAAGAAGACACGCUAGACCACACGAUCGAAAUUCUCGCCAAGCAAUUCGAACCAGACGCCUUCCAGCGCUAUAUCCUCUUAGAUGAAUUGCAAGGUUCUGGCAAAACAGACAUUGGGGAAGAAUUGAACAAGGAGGUUUUUGCGUUUAUUGUGCCGGAUUUUAUCAAGGCUGGGGCGAGGUGUAUGACGGUUCCUGGGAGUGGUGUGGCUAGUGUUUGGACACUAGAAGAGGUAACAGAAAACUACACCGAAGAACCACACAACCCGUCCGCCGUAACGGAAUUAAACUCCCUCGCUCACCACGUCCGGAAACGCUUUAUCCCUCCCCAGGCAACUCACACGCUCCAUCUGGUUCUUGUGGCAAACGAUCGCACCCACCCUUCUACUUCAAACCCGGCUAAAGUUAGUGAUCUCAUUCGCCCUGUCCUUGACAUGGCGAGGGAGAAGGGUUGGCCUGUGGUGUUGGAAUCUACGUCGCCAAGAAGUAGAGAUGUAUAUGCCCAUUUGGGGUUCCAGAUGUUGGAGGAGAUUGUUGUGGGGAGGGGCAAGGUUGAUGGGGAAGGGAGGGGCCAAGAGGGGGGUGAAGGUGUAAAGCUUUGGGCGAUGAUGAAGUGCUGAGACUCCCUCAGCGUACAUAUUGUUCUUGGGAACAUGCGCUGGACUGAUACUGUGCGUAUGUUGCGUACUGCUUGAAAGCUGCCCAGAUGUUCUUACAACUACGUAGGGACCGUUGUACCACGGGUUUCUCGAACGCAA
Messenger RNA from Alternaria rosae, 1122 nucleotides. RefSeq lists its product as uncharacterized. The record is from RefSeq and is a predicted model, not a curated record. NCBI's taxonomy places the organism in Eukaryota, Fungi, Ascomycota, Dothideomycetes, Pleosporales, Pleosporaceae. The transcript has 2 exons. Bases 337 to 984 code for a protein of 215 amino acids.